Messenger RNA from Frankliniella occidentalis (western flower thrips), 3188 nucleotides. RefSeq lists its product as uncharacterized. Bases 171 to 2735 code for a protein of 854 amino acids. The transcript is spliced from 13 exons. Lineage: Eukaryota; Metazoa; Arthropoda; Insecta; Thysanoptera; Thripidae. The record is from RefSeq and is a predicted model, not a curated record. Gene Ontology annotation, molecular function: serine-type endopeptidase activity. Gene Ontology annotation, biological process: proteolysis.
GCCUUGCCGCUUACUCCUGGAUCUCUGCCGAUGAUCGCCCGCCAGUCGCUUACUGGGAGGCUGGUGGCGUGCAUCGUGCCGUUCCGGAGGAGCUGGUGUAGGUGCCAGAGUAACGUCCAACAAGGAGGAGGCCCUGGAGACCUGCAGCCCGCGGAGCUGAGGAGGAUGCAAUGAUACCCGGUUUGAGAAUGGUCAAGAGCGGUGCUGCGAUAGUCAAGGUCGAAUGGGUCCUGUGCCUCCUCUUCUGUACAACCGUGACGACAGUCCUGACAGCGUCCUGCCCGUCCCUCAAGUCGAAGACUGUGCUGGUGAGCUGCGUCUCGAAGGGCAGCCCCUUCAACUGCACGGAGCAGCCGUCCCCGCCAGGCACCGUCGCCACCUUCCGCUGCAAGCACCUGCACCAGUUCCUGUUCGGCUACCUGCCACCCACCGGCUAUGAGUCCCGCUGUGGGGAUGACGGCGAGUGGAGCGUGCAACCCUUCCGAUGCGUCCCAGUAUGUGGCCGACCGACUGGCAAGCCGACGGCGUUCGUGCGCGACGGCGAGAAGGUGUCCUCGGCGGCGGACUACCCUUGGCACGUGACCAUCUACGACGUGACCCUGGACAUGAGGCAGAUCUGCGGGGGCUCGCUCAUCACGGCCAAGUUCUUCGUGUCCGCCGCGCACUGCUUUCACGACAACGUCGCCAAGCCGCUUCCCCCAGAGCGAUACGUCGCGGCCUUCGCGAGGACCAAGCGCGACGUCACGAUAGAUGAGCCUAACGUGCAGUACAGGCAGCUGGCCAAGAUCCACAUGAAGGAUUACGGCGCCAAGAAGCUGCAGUACGCCAAUGACAUCUCGCUCGUGGAGCUGGACAACGAGGUCGACGUGACGGCCUGGACGCUGCCCGUGUGCGUCGACUGGGGCCUGGAGCUGUCCGACCUCCGCCACGGCCAGGAGGGCACGGUGGUGGGUUUCGGCUACACAGCCGAUGUGGCGAGCGACGAACUUAGGUUCGCCAAGCUGCCCUUCAUCCGAGGCGAGGAGUGCAGAAAGCAAGUCACGGACAAGCUCGCCAUCUUCUCCCACCUGCCGGACAAGUUUUGCGUCGGCUUCGUCAACAGCACGUCGGUGGCCCCCGGGGACAGCGGUGGCGGCAUGGCCUUCCCGUCCGACGACCGCAUCUGGUACCUCCGCGGCGUGGUGUCGGUCGGAAGCUCUUUGGAGACAACCGUAUCGUACUUUACCAAUGUCACCGCCUUCGUGCCGUGGAUCUCCAGUGUCAUCCAGGAGGGCGAGGUGACAGGUCGGCGCUGCGGCGUGGACGUCACCGAGUCCAGCGUGGUGGACGGAGCCAAGGUGGGCCGCAAGGACUUCCCUUGGGAGGUGGAGGUCUACUACAAGCGAGCCUCGAACCGCAACUUCGAGAGGCUGUGGUCCGCCGUGCUGGUGCAGCCCAACCUCGCCAUUACGACCGUGUUACAGGAGGUCCGUCCAGGUCGACAGAUAGACAUGUCGGAAUACCCAACUCCGUGGCUCCGGGUGGUGUCUCGACGAAACACGAACUCUUUUGACAUAUCUGACGCUGCCAAUGUCAGUGAGGUAGUCCGCGCCUUCUAUCCAGACGACGUUUUUAUAAACUCUGCCCUGGUCUACAACUUUAUCCUGCUCGAGCUGAAGCAGCCCAUAAACGUGAUGCCCGUCUGCUUGGACUGGGCGGGAGCUGCGCUCAUUCAAAACCGUCAGAUUGGGACGACCAUCCAGGAGGCCCCGGGCUCCAACGCCCCGGUGUGGCGGCGGUACCCGCUCGUGGGGCCGGCGCGGUGCAGCGCGAUGCUGGAGUUCGCGAGCGAGAACCAGAACAUCUGCGUGGAGAGCGCCGGCGCCGAGGAGCCGCCGCUGCACCAGAGCCUGCUGGUCAACGUGGACAACACCUGGUUCCUGCGGGGCGUGAUGUCUGCGUUCCGCGAGCGCUCCGCCACCGGGUACACGAUCCAGUACACGGACAUGGGCGACCCGGGCGUCAUCAAGUGGCUCGCCAAGACCAGAGACUCUCUCGGCAAGCCCACCUGCGGCAACAUCAACCUGUGCGAGCCGCUGUCCGCCGGGAUGGCGCUGCCCGGCCACUUCCCGUGGAACGUCGCCGUGGUGGUGGACGAGGGCGGCAAGAGCGUGGUCCGGGGCUCGGGGCUGCUCAUACAGGCGAACGCCGUCCUAACAGACGUGGCCCACAUCAUGAACGAGACGGGCGUCAACACGAAGCAGGGCCUGCCAUUCGUCUCGCCCGAGAGCAUCUCGAUCCUGUGGACGGACGACGAGGGCACCGCCAUGCGCAGCGGCGUGGUGCGGCUGGAGGUGCGCGACGGCCCGCCGGGCGGCAUCCGCUACGUCGUGGCCCUCCUGGAGGUGGACCCCAAGGAGUCCAUCUACGCGACCCCCGUGUGCCUCGACCUGAGCGGCACGAUGCUCGAGCAGCUCGGCCCCGGCCACCUGGGGGUGGUGGAGGCGUGGCGGCGCUGGGCGCCGGCCAACCACACCCUGGUGGCCUCGGAGUACAGGGGGCGCACCGACUGCUACGCGAGGCUGCAGGAGACCAGCAGGCCGCCCGAGUACACGGCCCGCACCCAGUUCUGCACCUCCGCCGACAGGGAGAUCGUAGGUACAGUGAGCAGCUCUGAGCCUUCCCGCUGCCGCGCUGUCGCCAAUCAAACUAUUUUAUUCAGUACCUUGGGGAUUAUCCACAAAGUACGUCCGUGAUUCGCUGUUCCGAAACCACUAAGUUCAGCGUGUGCUAGCUCUCGGAGCGCCUGGUGGGUAGGCAACUUCUCGUAUGUUGUGCAUGUGUGUUCUGCGGGCUGGCCUACCUUGAGCCUCGCAGGGGCUCAUUUCCCAUUUUUCGCUGAACGAAUCUUAGAAAAAUAGGACGUACUUUCUGGAUGGUGCCUUGCGCGACGUCCUGUUUGUGGCCACAUUAAAGGUGCCGGGAAGAUCCUUUCCUCCGGCAAUAUGUCACAACCGACGCCCCAAUAAGCCAACGCCCCUUCUGUAACUAAACAAUUAGCUACGAUCGAAACGACCGGAUGCAGCUUCAUCCGAACCGAAACUGUCGGCCCUGAGAUCGACUACCGACCGAGGCAAACUUUUUUUUUUUUUGUCGCUUCUCGUCUCCCGUGAGGCAGGACUGAUUUCCGAACUCGAACCGGGCAGGGC